CUGAGUGCGUCAAGUUCCUCUUGGAUCGUGUACUCAACUACAUAGCCAACACGAGGUAUGCUACGAUGAUGGCCUCGUCCUUGCGUCCUUCUGCUCUCGCACGGCUGCGACCAAACCGUCUUCACUUGAACUCCUGUCCUUCAGUCCGCAGCGUCCAGACAACCGCCUCCCAGUCAAACCCGCUCCGAACCGGUCUAUACGCAACCGUCUUCGCGGUGUCCACCGGGCUAUUCGCUGUAUACUACUUCGACAGUAGAUCGGCUUUGCAUAGAUAUGUCUUGACUCCGCUGCUCCGGUAUACCGUGGAUCCGGAGACAGGACAUAAGGUUGCGGUACAGGUGCUGCGAAGCGGUUUGGGACCAAAGGACGUCGUGCCCGAUGAUGAGAGGCUGAGGGCGGAGAUAUGGGGAAGGGAAUUAUCCAACCCAAUAGGCAUCGCAGCGGGCUUCGAUAAAGACGGGGAUGCCAUCGACGAUCUCUUUGACCUCGGAUUCAGCUGGGUCGAGAUUGGCAGCGUGACUCCAAAGCCGCAGCCAGGAAAUCCCCGUCCACGCGUCUUCCACCUACCCACAGACUCCGCUAUGAUAAACCGAUACGGCUUCCCGUCGAAGGGGCACGAAUACGUGCUAGCUCGCCUGCGGGCCCGCCUAUCCUCCGCUUUAGGGCUCGAGUCACAGACGGACCAGCCGGCGAGUCUGCGCCCGGACGCAUUGCUCGCAGUCAACUUAGGAAAGAACAAGGAGUCCGAUCCCGCAAGCGCGGACGAUUUCGUAAGGGGAGUGAGGGUUUUCGCGCCGUAUGCAGAUGUCCUGGUGGUUAACGUAUCGAGCCCGAAUACUCCCGGCCUGCGUGGCCUCCAAGGCCGCGAACACCUCAGCAAUCUCCUCAAAACAGUCUCCGAAGCCCGAGACGCGCCCCUCUUCCCUAGUACCUCAUCCACCUCCGCUUCGCGGAAGCCGAAAAUCGUCCUCAAAAUCGCACCGGACCUCUCCGAGGGCGAAAUAAUCGACAUCGCCGAGGUCGUCAAAGCAGCGGGCAUCGACGGCGUCAUCGUCAGCAACACGACAGUUCAGCGCCCUCCCACCCUUGCGGAUCCUAACAAGUCCGAAACCGGCGGCCUCUCAGGUCCCCCACUGAAGCCCCUCACACUCCGCUGCCUGCGCACGCUCCGCGCUCAUCUCCCGGCAAACACGCCUAUCAUCGGGUGCGGCGGCGUCUCCUCGGGCGCCGACGCACUCGAAUACGCGCGAGCGGGAGCAUCAUAUGUGCAAAUGUACACGCACUUUGGCUACGACGGCGCGGGCGCUGCGCGGAGGGUGAAGGACGAGCUGACGAGCCUACUCGAGAAGGAGGGGAAGACGUGGAGGAGGCUGGUGAGCGAGAGCAUGGCGGCAACAGCGGAGAAGCGGGAUAUGAGUAAACCGAGGGAAGAAGCGCCGAGGACGGUGGAGCAGCUCAUUGAAGAGGGGGAGGAGCUAAAGGGGCUGUUGGAUCGUUUGGCAGAGAGGAUGAAGCGGGAGGCGGAUACCAUAGGGGAGAUUGACAGCGAUGUCACUGCUGUGCCGCCCACUGCUAUCUGAGUAGAUAUGAGACGAGUUUCGUGAUUAGACGACUUUAGAUACAGCAGUGAGUCAUAAAUACAGCAGGUUAUCUCUACGAAUACGUGGUCAUCAAGUAGGUUGUCGUUAACGUUUAGGCUCUUCCUGACAUCGCUCACCGUUCGAGCCUGAACCAUAACGGAAUCAGGUUCCAGAUACGCUCGCGCUCCCUCGUCGCCCACGUCUCCAGACUACGUGCGCACGCCUCGCACUCCGAGAACUCGACGCUCUUCAGCUGGCCGAGCUCCUCGGCGACAUACAGCGGGUCCGAGUACCCCCGUUCGCGG
Gloeophyllum trabeum ATCC 11539 is the source of this 1885-nucleotide messenger RNA. RefSeq lists its product as uncharacterized. The coding region runs from base 66 to 1580 and encodes 504 amino acids. Lineage: Eukaryota; Fungi; Basidiomycota; Agaricomycetes; Gloeophyllales; Gloeophyllaceae. The record is from RefSeq and is a predicted model, not a curated record. Gene Ontology annotation, molecular function: dihydroorotate dehydrogenase activity. Gene Ontology annotation, biological process: pyrimidine ribonucleotide biosynthetic process; 'de novo' pyrimidine nucleobase biosynthetic process. Gene Ontology annotation, cellular component: cytoplasm; mitochondrial inner membrane. The transcript has 6 exons.